Mytilinidion resinicola is the source of this 1208-nucleotide messenger RNA. RefSeq lists its product as uncharacterized. The record is from RefSeq and is a predicted model, not a curated record. NCBI's taxonomy places the organism in Eukaryota, Fungi, Ascomycota, Dothideomycetes, Mytilinidiales, Mytilinidiaceae. Gene Ontology annotation, molecular function: protein binding. The transcript has 3 exons. The coding region runs from base 129 to 1049 and encodes 306 amino acids.
AUUAUUGCUGAAUCACUAAUACACCCCGCUACCAACUCUGGUACUACUUAAGGUUCGCGCAGCUACACGCCACAUCUCGCUCUCACAAACCAACCCCUACCUCGCAACUACCUCUACAAAACCUCAAAAUGGCCACAGACCUGGAACAGCUUCUCGAUAUGGGCUUCGACAAGGAGCGAGCCCAAAUCGCCGUCAAGAAGACCGGCGGCCUACAAGGCGCCAUCGACUGGCUGGACAAGAACCAAGAGAAGACCAUAGAGCAAAUAAAAGAAGAGGAAGAGGCUUCCGCAGAACCUGAAGCUCUCAAGCCGGGCGAAACGGCCCAGAGCUUGGUCUGCGACGACUGUGGGAAGCGGUUCCGGAGCGCAGCUCAAGCCGAGUUCCACGCGACCAAGACAAACCACGAGAACUUCUCCGAAUCAACCGAAGAAAUCAAGCCCCUCACCGAAGAAGAGAAGAAGGCCAAGCUCGAAGAACUGCGCGCCAAAAUGAUCGAGAAGAAGGCCCUGCUCGCGGAGCAAGACAAGAUCGACCGUAAGAACAACGAGAAGAUCCGCCUGAAGAACACCAAGGAGUCGCACGAGGCCAAGGAGGCGCUGGAGAAGAAGGAGCGCCUCAAGGAGGCCCAGGCCAAGAAGCGCGAGAAGCAGCUAGAGAUUGACGCCCGCAAGCGCGCGCUGGAGAAGAUCGAGGCGGACAAGGCGGAGCGGAGACGGAAGGCAGAGCUCGAGAAGGCGGCCAGGGCGGGCCAGGCUCCACCGGCGGCGGUUGAGCCUACGUAUGCCACGACUUCGGGUCCUACGACGUCGAAGCCCGCAAGUGCGUAUACUGAGACGAGGCUGGCGCUGCAGACUCCUGGGGGACGGGUCACGAAGAGCUUCCCCGUGGAGACGACGCUGUUCGAGGUCGCACAUGCGCUUUCUGAGAGCAUACCCGAGGUUCAGACAUUCACUCAGACAUUCCCCAAGAAGGUGUUUGACAGGACCGACUUCGGGCAGACGUUGAAAGAGGCGGGUCUGGUUCCUAGUGCGAUGCUUAUCGUUAAGUAGACGGGCUUAUGAUCUAGCAUUCUUACGGCAUCUUACGACCUCACGAUGGCUAUCGAGGAAGAAAGAAAUUAAAAAAUGUGAACAAAGUUUCACAUAUACAUGAUAUCCAUGGAUCUGGUGUUGUGGCAGGUCGUGCUAUCUUGCAAUAAGUAGAUAUAU